GGCAGAGAGACGUCCAUGAGACAAAACUUUUCCGGCAAACAACUUCUUCGUGUUCUCGCGCCACCGCUUGUCUGCGUGGUUGGGUCGUACUAGACAGAAUCUGUCCAACCUUGCCAGAGAAAAAAGGAAGAUGAUGAGACGUAUCGUAAUAAUGCCAGACUGGCACUACUGGAUGAAUGAACUUGAGCGACAGUACUCUUGUUGAGCCGAAGUGAAUUAAGGGGGAUUUGUCCCUAGCGAACCUAAACUCUGCAAGCACGGGUGCUUGAUUCCGUUUUUUGGUAAUUUAUCGUGUUUUUUGCGUUCUUCGUGCUGCUGCCUUUGGGUUCGCGAAGUAGCUGACGAGUGGGCUUACCAAAGUGGAUUUAUCCGAAAGCAAAGCCUGUUCCGACUCGUGCCAUCAGUGCGUUGAUACUGCGUUGCCUCCCAGCAGACCGACCCCGAAAUGCAAGGUGAUUGCAAAAGACGUCGACCUUUUGGUCGUGGUAGAGGGAAAAAACUAAACGGGACCAUGCCUCUUCUCUUCCUGCUCUUCAGGUGUGGUGCAGAACUUACCAAGGCAUCUAGAUUCUCUUGGCCGGAUUGUCUCGAAAAGGAUACCGUAGUACGGAAUGCAGGACGCGCCCUAUUUCUGAAUAUGGGCGCAUUCGGAGCUACCGAGGGAUGUACAAAUUAUCACGUCUUUGUUUCAGUAAUUAUGGCAUUUUCGUCCAACAUUCUGAUUUGUACUUGCACAUUUAGAUGUACUUCUUACAUACAACGAUAGUACGAGUUGUACUACCAUUUUUCGUCUUUCAAUGAGUCAUUUCUAUUUCACAAUACAAAGCAAAACCAUGCAGCUGCAGCACCUCGCCGAUUAUAUGUAAUCAUACUGGCAGGUUACAACGAUGACUGCAGUAUGACGGAUAAAUUUGCAGCAAAGUCCUACGAAAGUUGUAUCAAUGUUUGUUAUACUAUCCCUGAGUGCUCGUGGUGGUCAUUUGGACAGGAAGACGGCCAAUCCAAGUGUUGGAUUCGAGUAGCAGACGACGGCAGAGAACAUCAAGAAGGAUUCAUUACGGGGGCGAAGGUGUGCCCUUUUUCCUAUCUUUGCUCUUUUGCUUCUAGGUCGUGAUGCCUGUACUUUAUGAAUCAACAUUCGUCAAUCCGCAAGACCAGCCAUUACCUGACUCAUGCUAAGUAAAGUAUCUUCAUCUCUCUGCAUUAGGUUUGCAUGCACGAGGAUGCGCGUGAAUUAGAUAUGGGCAACGGCGCAUGUUGGAUCGACGGUUUCGAUUAUGAUACGUGCUGUGAUCCGAAAUUCGGUCCUGAAGGAAAUCGAAGUUGUUGGGAUGGACAUUUUUCCUAUCAAGCAUGCUGCGUUCCGCCGAGUCCAAUCCUUGUCUAAAAGGUGUUUACCACGUUAACAUAUGAUGAAUCAUAUUUCGGACUUCUGGAUAAAGUUUUUCAACGCGAAUUCAAAUGCUUAUUUGAUGAAUCCUGAAGAUGAUGAUGUAGUUGGGCAAAAAUGCGAAUCAACGCCAGGAGAUGAAGAC
Amoebophrya sp. A25 is the source of this 1535-nucleotide messenger RNA. NCBI's taxonomy places the organism in Eukaryota, Dinophyceae, Syndiniales, Amoebophryaceae. The record is from the annotation of a GenBank genome assembly.